Molecule: messenger RNA, 3053 nt
Organism: Anolis carolinensis (green anole)
Lineage: Eukaryota; Metazoa; Chordata; Lepidosauria; Squamata; Anolidae
Product: cytochrome P450 2C23
Exons: 9
Coding region: 107-1591 (494 amino acids)
Biological process (GO): xenobiotic metabolic process; epoxygenase P450 pathway
Cellular component (GO): intracellular membrane-bounded organelle; cytoplasm
Molecular function (GO): iron ion binding; arachidonate epoxygenase activity; heme binding
Source: RefSeq, a predicted model, not a curated record
UCCCUUGACUUUACAGUAUAUAAAUGUCAGUUAGGGAAGCACAGUAACUCGCCUUUUCCACUUUUGAAUCUGGAACCGUUCUUUCUGCUUAUCUCUGGUUCCUGGGAUGGAGGCUCUGGGGAUAACUACCUUAUUCCUGGUGGUUUUCAUCUCCUGCCUUGUUUUCUCUGCUGUCUGGAAGAGCAGGAUGAAGAAAGAAAAGUUGCCCCCUGGUCCUACUCCUUUGCCCAUCAUUGGAAAUAUUCUACAGCUGAAAACCAACUACCUGGAUCAGGCUAUCCAUAAGCUCAGUCAGAAAUAUGGUCCUGUUUUCACAAUGUAUGUUGGAACGGAGCGUGUUGUGGUGCUGAAUGGCUAUGAUGCAGUCAAAGAAGCAUUAAUUGACCGAGCAGAUGAAUUUUCAGCCAGAGGGAAGUUGCCUUUAGCUGACAAAAUCAACAAGGGAAAAGGAAUCAUAUUUAGCAAUGGGGAAAGAUGGAAACAGCUCAGACGUUUUGCCCUCACUACCCUCCGCAACUUUGGGAUGGGAAAGAAAAGCAUUGAGGAAAGGAUCCAAGAUGAAACUCAGUAUGUCGUGGAAUACCUACAAAACACAAAGGAGAAACCCUUUGAUCCAACAUUCAUGCUCAGCUGUUCUACCUCCAAUGUUAUCUGCUCGAUUGUCUUUGGAAAGCGAUAUGAGUACAAUGACAAGAGAUUUCUAUCCAUAAUGGCCUCAAUGAAUGAAAACUUUGAGGUUUUUAGCUCUCCUUGGGGACAGCUCUACAACAUCUUUCCUUCUCUCAUGGACUUCAUCCCUGGGCCUCAUCAUAAAGUGGCAUCCAACAGCAACAAAAAUGCAGAGUUUGUUUUAGAAGAAGCUAAAGAGCAUAGGGCUACCCUGGACCCCAGCUCACCUCGAGAUUACAUUGACUGCUUCUAUAUUAAAAUGGAUCAGGAAGAACAGAAUGAUGCAUCUGAGUUCACAAUUGAGAAUCUAAUAUUCUGUGUGCUUGACUUGUUUACGGCUGGAACAGAAACAACCAGCACCACUCUUAGAUAUGGGCUACUGAUACUCCAGAAAUAUCCAGAAAUAGAAGCAAAAGUACAGGAAGAGAUUGACCAAGUUAUUGGUGGAGCACGAAAGCCUUGCAUGGCUGACCGUGGAAAGAUGCCUUACACAGAUGCUGUCAUCCAUGAGAUCCAGAGAUUCAUCUCGCUUGUUCCAUUGAGUGUUCCCCAUGCAGUUCUCAAAGACACAGUGUUCAGAGAAUAUGUCAUUCCCAAGGGUACCACAAUAUAUCCUGUUUUGACGUCAGUGCUAUGUGACACCAAAGAAUUUCGAAACCCCACAAAAUUUGAUCCACAACAUUUCUUGCAUGAAGAUGGGUCCUUCAGGAAGAGUGACUACUUCAUGCCUUUUUCUGCAGGCAAGCGAAUCUGUGCAGGGGAGGGCCUGGCCCGCAUGGAGCUUUUCCUGUUCCUGACCACCAUUCUGCAGAACUUCAAGCUGAAGCCCCUCACAGACCCGAAAGACAUUGAUAUUUCACCACAGAUGAGCAGUAUAGGUAGUCUUCCACGUUCCUAUCAACUCUGUGUUGUCCCACGCUGAAAACAUCACUUCCAGACUGCGGUGGUCCAGCACAUAAGCUGAUGUAAGAGAAACUGAGACCUUCUGUUUGGAUAAUAAAAGUAGAGAUACUAGAAAAAAACAAAAAAAAAAAAAACAAUUCAAGUACAGAGUUAAAACACAACAUCCAUUUCUUUCUUGGGACCUAAUUGGCUGCAUCUGAAUUUGUACACAUGCAUAGUUUUUAAGCUCUUUUGGUGUGUUUUAACUUCUUGAUUAUGCAAUAUUCUGUUCAUCAGUUUAAAUUAUUUUCCAUUGUUCUCCAUUAGACAUUAUUUUAAAUUGUUUUAACUUGGUAAUUUAUAUGGUGCUCUGAAAGUCUUAUGUAAAGAGAGAUUUGUAAACACUUUAAUAAAUAGAAUGAAUAUUCAUAUCCAGUAAAAGAUUCAUGAUAUAUUAUUGUAGGGAACCCAGUGAGGUGGUAAAUGAGCAUUGAGACUGAUGUAUAAAUAGAAAUGAUGUUCAUUGGAACCAGUGUGUAUUUGGUCAAGACUAAGGAAUGGCAAUGUGCAUUAUAGAGCCUGGUGUUCAUCAGGACACCUUUACAGUGUCCCAUUGUGCAUCUUCACAGUUCACUAGAGCCCUCAUCACAUUUAGCCCCCUAACAUGGGUAACAGAAGAGGAAUUCGCCAGGCAUUCCAGCGAAUCCGUGUGGCAGCGGGGGAAUCUGUCGCCCCAUGCCCCCAUCACCCGCAGUACCACCUUCCCCAUCACAUGGAGGAAAACAUAGCUGCCAAGCUUCCCCCUCCCCCCCCCAAUGCUGUCUCCAUUGCUGGCAACGAGAAUAUGGGAAGUCUCUUGUGUUCUUGCUCCAUCAUAGAAAGCUGAGAACACAGUUUCUGGAUGGAGCCCCACCGGAAGUAGCUGUGCAUUAUGUGAAGGGAUCUGCUGGGCUCUGUCCAGGACCUGUGAUCUCAGCAACCUAUGAUGGGUCUGAGAGCCCAUGUGAUGAAGUCAAAAGAGGGUUUCUUUGCACUUCUGUUAUGUAGCUAGAUAUACAGUUUGGUUUCCUCUUCUUCACUCACCAGAUCCCUUAUAUGCUCCUCUGUAAAUUGUGGAGGAAUGUUAGGAGAUAUCCACUACCACUGCCAAAAUGUAGAUUUGUAUGUUGUAAAUUGAAAACAUAGCAAGUAUUAAUUGGAAAGCCUAUCCAGUCUAUUCUGAACUCAAUUAUUUUCCAGUGCUAGCUUUGAUAAGAAAACUGAUUAAACUAUUGAAAUACUGAAAAUCCUCAGACAUUCUUUAGAGAAUUUUUAAAAGAGACUAGAUAGCCAUCUGUUGGGCAUGCUUUGAUUGUGUGUUUUUGUAUGGCAGGGGGUUGGACUGGAUGGCUCUCUUUCAACUCUAUAAGUCUAUUAUUGUAUCCAAUAAAUGGUCUUGCACUAGUUAAACAAUGCAUUAUAGAUAGGAAAUUCCUAAGAGAAAAUACAAUUUUUGGAACAAA